AUGGCUUCUCCCUCCAGUCCCGUAAUUCCUUGUAUUGUUUUUCUGGUAACGUUCAUUUCCGCUGCCAUGAACUCCCACGUCGUCGGAGCCUCCAAGGAAUUCAAAGUCGGCGAUUCCGAGGGCUGGCGCCAGCCCCCCGCCAAUCAAUCCGCCUUAUACAGUCGCUGGGCCGCCGCCAUCAGAUUCCACGUCGGAGAUUCCCUUCGUUUUGAGUACAAGAACGACUCGCUUCUGGUGGUGGACAAAUGGGGCUACUACCACUGCGACACCGGAAAACCCAUCUCCGUCUUCACCGACGGCGACACCGUCGUGAGUCUCGACCAGCCGGGGUUCGUGUACUUCAUAAGCGGCCAGGCCGACCACUGCCUGAACGGCCAGCACUUGGCCGUCAAGGUCAUCGCUCUCCGCCCAAUUCCCCGCUCUCCUCCGUCCGCCGCCAAUCCGCCGGGCCUGGCCUCCGCUCCGUCGCCGUUCUCAAGUUCAGCUGUAUCAGACUCGGCAGCAUUCGUUUCGAUUUCGCUGGCUCUUACUGCAAGUUUUAUGGAUUUGCUUUGGGCGCCAUAA
Diospyros lotus (date-plum) is the source of this 564-nucleotide messenger RNA. Its product is annotated as mavicyanin. Gene Ontology annotation, molecular function: electron transfer activity. NCBI's taxonomy places the organism in Eukaryota, Viridiplantae, Streptophyta, Magnoliopsida, Ericales, Ebenaceae. Gene Ontology annotation, cellular component: plasma membrane. The coding region runs from base 1 to 564 and encodes 187 amino acids. The transcript is spliced from 2 exons. The record is from RefSeq and is a predicted model, not a curated record.